Molecule: messenger RNA, 3123 nt
Organism: Anopheles funestus (African malaria mosquito)
Lineage: Eukaryota; Metazoa; Arthropoda; Insecta; Diptera; Culicidae
Exons: 3
Coding region: 1320-2630 (436 amino acids)
Molecular function (GO): 3'-5' exonuclease activity; 5'-3' exonuclease activity
Source: RefSeq, a predicted model, not a curated record
GCUCCGCUCAAUUCUUCUCAUCGAACGCAAAACAGACAGAUUCCGGUGUGUGCACUAUUUCCUUCAUUUGGGGGCAGCAAUAUUAAGGCACAGGGGUUACAUUAGGACGGGCAAAACUGAACUCUAGGCUGGUGAUGUGAUCGGUGGAACUGAACAUGGUAGAACGGAGAAAAAAUUCUCACGUACAUCAUUGAUGUGUUGCCACCGUUUUCUAUGGGUGGCACAGUACUGCAGAACAUGGUUGGUGCCGUUUGAAGUUGUCGAUAAAUCGGGGUUGUGCAGGUGGAAGAUUAUUUCCGUGUGGCCUACCAAAACAUUUUGACAGCUGCCUCGUAUGUCUCGGGCCGUUUCUUGUAGAAUGAAGUAAGAAAAAUUACAUAAUUUGUGCACUGGGGUAACUUUAUGGAUCGUGAGCCUGUGACCUUAUGGCAAGUUUCUUAAUGAAGAUAUGAAUAUAAAAAAUCUAUCAUUAGUUUGUAGCCAUUGGAAACAAUGAUAGUCAAUUCUUUACCUGCUAAAUGCUUGCGUUUGUUGCUAUGAUUAUGUAAGCUACCUUGAGCUGUGGCACCAAAGCAUCGUUCGGCAGAACGACAGAUAAGGCUUUGGAACGGGGAGCUUAAUGUUACUAAAAAUGUACGAUAAAUUAGACUUGGGGCUUCCGGUUAGUGAAAGGGCCACCAAUUCAACGGCAAACAAUUACAAGGGUUGAAAGCAAAUAUUAAGGAUGACAUGGGCGGAGAAGCGUAACACUGCGCCAACACAGGCGUCCCAUCGAUCUACUACCGUCGUCGAAAACUACUCGUCUCUAGAAACAGUGCGACUAUCCUGGUGCGUUCUCAACUAUGUCCUAUUGCGGAUCAAAAGAUCCUCCCUUAUCCGGUCGCAUUUUUUCAUCACGAACGAACGCUCUGGAAUGCAUAUGGAUGUUGAUAUUGGAGAGAAGUACAGACAGUGGGAGGAAAAGGCCAAUAGAAAAAAACGGUCCUUCCAUCCCCCACAGUUGCAUUUACAGUGCAAAUGCAACGCUCGGACUCCCAAAUGUUCUACGAUUCUAGAUCUGAAAAUCCUGAGAGAAAUCUGUCAAAUAAAAAAUAAACGCGUCCAGUAAACAAAGAGAGCGAGAUAUUAAGAACACAAGUACAGAGGGAUCCAAGAAUAUCAGACCCGCGUUCCUUCAUCCAAAAAAGGGAUCUCCUCUCGACCGACCGCUGCAUCAUUCCCGGGCAGCAGCGAGCGUUCCCGAGACAUCUGCUAAAGAGUUUCCCGUAAGCCAGAAGCUUCAACACACAAGCAAGAAAAGAGAUUCCGUCCCUUCCACGAUGAUGCCGGAGGAAGACGAAGAAAUGACCCCUGGAGGGGGAGUUGGUGACGAUGAUGGUCAACAGUCCGAAUACCAGCACGCCGAGAAACAUGGCAGCAGCCGCAGCGCAGUCGAUCGUAGCUAUUAUACGAGUUCGAAUCGGGAUCGCGACAAUCGUUACGAUGACGAUUAUCACCAUCGUUCCAAUCGUGAUCGCGAUCGGGAACGAGGUCACCGUGACCGGGAUCAUCGUGAUCGGCAUCGCGAUCGUGACCACCGUGAUCGAGAUCGUGAUGGUGCCCGGUAUCGGGAUCAUUAUCGUGACCAUCGGGAUGAUUAUCGGGAUCGGCGUGACAAACGUAGCCGGUCGCGAUCGAAAGAAGCACGGUCGCGCGACCGUGAUCGUGACCGACAGCGAUCGCAACGGGAUGAUCGUGCAUCACGUGAUGCUUCCCGCACGGAACGUACUGUACAAGAUCGUCUAUCAGCGGAAAUCGAACAAGAGCUGGCAAACUUGCGAAGGCAGCAUGAUUUAAAGGAAGCAUUAAAAAAGCAACAGCAACAAGGAGGUGAUAAAGAAACAUCUUCUAAUAAUGAAGAUGAUAGCCAGGACGAUUCGAAACCUACGGGAAGCGGAGGUAGAACGAACACUGGGGCACAUUUCAGCGGACGGCUUACAAAACAGAACUCAUCUAGCUUUUUACUAAAAAAUGAUUCAGAGCAACCAGUAGAAUAUGUGCCCGAGAUUCAAACGGAGGAGGAGCGCAUCGAAUUUCAGCGCAAAAUGCAGGAAAAGCUACAACAACAUCUCGCAGCAGAAGGGAAACUAUAUCCACCACCAUCGAAACCAAAUCGCGAUACACCACCUCCGAUGAACAUGACCGGGUUCGCAAACGAUGGGUCAUUUCUGGAGAUGUUUAAAAAGCUCCAACAACAGCAAGCGACUGCUCCAACGUUGCUGCCGGCAGUAGCCACCGUUCCUGCUGGCGUAAAACCCAUGAUGGUUCCCACUGCUCUACCGAGAAUGUCUGUCGUCGUUCAGAAACCGGGUCCAUUUAAAAUGGGUCCCACCGUAUCUACGGCUGCAGUGUCUCAGGUCGUGAAAUCUUCGGUAAUAGACAAAGAACCUCCGCCACCAGUGUUGCCCGUCUUUGGACGGCGGCGAGGCGGAAAGAUUCUUAAAACUGGCAUGGUUAAGAAGGUCCGACCAGUCGAAGAAUCGACAGCGGACGCGCCAAACGACGCCUGGACGCUUUAUCUGCAGGAGGUCAAGAAGUACAAGAGCGCUUCGUGCGAUGCAGAUUCGAAAACGCGUCCUCUGGUCAAAUAAGGAAUUUUUGAUGGGCAGAGUAUUAGUUUGGGAUGCUUCUUUGUCGUGGGAGAAAAGAAAUUAUAUGUUUGGGGUAUUACAUUACGUAUAACACAUAAUUGAAAUAAUGUUUCUAUUCUACUCCCAUUGCUUAAAGAACGCAAUGAAGUUGGUAUUAUAUUUAAGUGGAGCGUAAGAAGGUGAUAUCAUGAGGUAACAGGAUUCUCCUUUUUGUAUUUGGCAGGUCUGCUCUUAGACAUGUACAUAAUAAGUUAUCUAAAGUAUUGAAUUUCAAAUAACUUCUUGGCAAGGGUUUUAUUAAACACCCUGAAAAUGCUAUAUUUUGCAAUGUGCAAAUGAUGUUUGCUCUUAGUGCAGGCAGUAUCUAGGCAGGAUUUUAUUUGGGAUAGGAAAUAGAACGCACACGGCUGUUGAACGUUCUCUACCCCCCCGCUUUACUGUGGGGAUUAUACAAACACAUACAACAACAAAACUUGACGAUAUUUUCUCUGGA